UGAGGCUGACCUUGAUAAGGAAUUUUUACCCUCAUCCCUCCCCUCACUUUCUCUUUUUUGACAGCUGCUGCGUGGUGUGUGUGUCUGUGCUCAAUCGUUCCCGUCUUGAUUUCGAAAAUGCCUGUACACGCCUGUGUUGCCCAUCAAAUUUACCAAAAUUCUCCAAUUUCUAUGAAGAAUGAAAUAAACUCACAUGUUGUACUUUCAGGACUUUGUUUGACUAGUAUUCCAAGCACAGUUCUCAAAAACCGUACUCGUAUAGAAAAACUCACAUUGGACAACAAUGUUCUUACUGAAAAUUCUUUCAAUAUGCCAAAGUUCGCCAAUCUUAAAGAACUUUCAGUCAGAAAUAAUAAGAUUCGAAACCUAGGAGUGCUUCUUGCAAACAUUCAGAAAAAUUGUCCCAAUAUAGAAGUGCUCCGAGUAAAAAACAAUCCUGGAAUUCCAGAAAAAUUCACAGAAAAGGAAAAAAUGUUGAUUUCAAAGGUUUUGAAAAAACUACGUGUGUUGAAUGGUCUAGAAACACACCGCCAAAAACGUUAUUCGGGAUGCUCCACCGACUCGAAAACAUCAUCAGGGUCCGAGUGACAACUUAAGUUGCUUGUUUUUUCUACAUUUUUUGUUACUUUUGCAUAAAAACAACAAUAAAUCUUUUUUUUCU
Caenorhabditis elegans is the source of this 661-nucleotide messenger RNA. It is a transcript of the gene T19D7.6, whose product is annotated as LRRcap domain-containing protein. Lineage: Eukaryota; Metazoa; Nematoda; Chromadorea; Rhabditida; Rhabditidae. The record is from RefSeq and is marked reviewed. The transcript has 5 exons. The coding region runs from base 118 to 588 and encodes 156 amino acids.